UCUGCUUUAUGAUGCUCAUGGUUGUCAGAUCACAAGACAGCUGUAUCGCAGACCAGUGUCGCAAUUUGGAGUUCGGGCCUGAGAAAGCAUUUGACGGAAAACGCCUCAUUAACCACACCAUUCGCACCGUAGUAAUAACAGUUGCCAGGUUCUGCGAAAACUUGUGUUAUAUGGAGCCCGAUUGUGUCAGCAUUAAUCUUUAUACACCUGCAGAUGGAAAUGGAAACUAUGAAGGUGAACUGAAUAACGUUACUCACGAAGGACACGAAGACAAGUUGAUAGACCGAGAGAAGUAUUCGUACCACGCCGCUGAGAGUGAUUGUGUUCAAAAUCCCUGUAAGAAUAAUGCUACUUGUCAAAGUGGAUUCACUAAGAAAGGUUACCGGUGUCUCUGUACCGUGGGAUUUGAGGGUCCGCUUUGUGGAAAAGAUAUCAACGAAUGUGUUCGUGACCUACACAAGUGCAGCGAUGAUGCGUUUUGCAUCGAUACCAAAGGUUCUUACAAUUGCACAUGCAAAGAUGGGUUCCAAGGAAAUGGACGAGACUGUAAAGAAGUCCUCUACGACCUAGAAGAUGAAAGAAAAAUUGAGGUAGUAGCGUCGAUCGAUUUAGAGGAUACUGUCAAUGACAGUGCGACCUACCCGUUAGCUGAAAGUGAGGUUUCCAACGAAGUUAAUUAUGAAAACAAUGAGCGCGGCGGCAACUUAAACAGGCAAAGAUUUGAAAACAUAUCAAGUGCAGAAAUAGACGACAUAAUUUAUACAAGAACAGAAACAAAGAAAACCAAACAAUCCACCAAAUGGGCUAUCCGAAUUUUUGAAGAGUCAGAUAAAGCUAAACAAGCGCUAGAACAAAGAAAAUACAAAACAAAAACCUCCAAUUCCAAAAGCAGACCUCCAAAAGUUGAAGUCGUCAAAUACAAUCCGGGGAGACAAUCCUUGGGGUCUUCUGCGGAAUAUCGGGCUUCAUAUAACCUAGUACUGGUGUCAUCGAGGACGCGAAGGUCAGCGACAGUUGACUAA
Stylophora pistillata is the source of this 1022-nucleotide messenger RNA. RefSeq lists its product as uncharacterized. The record is from RefSeq and is a predicted model, not a curated record. NCBI's taxonomy places the organism in Eukaryota, Metazoa, Cnidaria, Anthozoa, Scleractinia, Pocilloporidae. Gene Ontology annotation, molecular function: calcium ion binding.